UUCACCUACGAUGAGGCAGCGGGGAUGCUGAAGGUGGUGAACCUGCAGACUGAAGGAAUCACCUGCACUAUAAGGUACCGUCAGAUCGGCCCACUCAUCGACAGGCAGAUCUUUAGUGCAGCGAAGAGGGAUGGUCAACGCACGCUUCGACUACGUCUAUGACAACAGUUCCGGGUCACCAGCAUGCAAGCGGUAAUCAACGAGACGCCUCUCCCAUCGACCUGUAUCGCUACGAUGACGUGUCGGGAAACGAGAGCAGUUUGGGAAGUUCGGGGCAUCUACUACGACAUCAACCAGAUAAUCACCACGGCCGUGAUGACACACACCAAACACUCGAUGCCUACGGCCGCGUGAAGGAAUCCAGUACGAGAUCUUCAGGUCACUCAUUGUACUGGAUGAUGGUGCAGUAUGAUAACAUGGACGCGUGGUCGCCAAGGAACUCAAGGUGGGUCCGUAUGCCAACACCACUCGGUAUACCUAUGAAUACGACGCUGAUGGGCAGCUCCAGGUAGUAUCCAUCAACGACAAGCCACUGUGGCGUUACAGCUACGACCUGAACGGUAACCUUCACCUGCUGAGCCCCGGGAACAGCGCCCGCCUCACGCCGCUACGUUACGACCUCCGAGACCGCAUCACCAGGCUGGGAGACGUCCAGUACCGCAUGGACGAGGACGGCUUUCUGAAGCAGAGAGGGAAUGAAUUCUUUGAGUACAGCUCCCCUGGACUACUGGUUAAGGUCUACAACCGGGUGAGCGGCUGGAGCAUCCGUUACCGGUACGAUGGUCUGGGUCGGAGGGUCUCAUCCAGGUCCAGUCUGGGUCACCACCUCCAGUUCUUCUAUGCUGACCUGUCCAGCCCCACCCGGGUCACGCACAUGUACAACCACACCAGCUCAGAGAUCUCUUCCCUGUACUACGACCUGCAGGGACACCUGUUCUCCAUGGAGCUCAGUAGUGGGGAUGAGUUUUAUGUAGCGUGUGAUACAAUCGGCACGCCGCAGGCCGUCUUCAGAUCCUCCACACUGCUUUCGGGAGGUGUACCUGGACUCCAACCCAAGCUUCCACCUCAUCCUGGCGGGUACCAGGGGGGUCUGUAUGAGCCCCUGAGCCGCCUGGUACACAUGGGCCGGAGGGACUAUGACACCCUGGCCGGGAUGGACCACGCCGGACCCCGAGGUGUGGAGCAGGCUGAACGCUAA
Molecule: messenger RNA, 1198 nt
Organism: Salvelinus sp. IW2-2015
Lineage: Eukaryota; Metazoa; Chordata; Actinopteri; Salmoniformes; Salmonidae
Source: RefSeq, a predicted model, not a curated record